AUGGUAGUCCAAGCUAAUUUUCUUGGUAGUGAUACCUCCGGGGCGGCACGUACCAUCUGGUGGACUGGGCGAAAAGGAGUGAUAUUUGUAUCUGACCAAGCCUAUGUUUUGUCCGUUUUGGAGGCGAGUUGGCCACACGCCCGGCGAUUUGGCUUAGGGGCCGAAGUCGCAUUGAGACGGAUUGAGGCGGAUCUUCUUGGGAGUGUGGAGACGGCGGAUAGGCAGUUUGCCACGCCAGUUGUUAACUUCAGCGCAUUGGAAAGCAAAUACGAUAAUUGGCCAACGCGCAAAGUGGCCUCGACAGGCCAGGUUGCAUGUGCCCAUGUGUCCAUGUAA
Protopolystoma xenopodis is the source of this 336-nucleotide messenger RNA. The record is from the annotation of a GenBank genome assembly. Lineage: Eukaryota; Metazoa; Platyhelminthes; Monogenea; Polystomatidea; Polystomatidae.